Messenger RNA from Xenopus tropicalis (tropical clawed frog), 4470 nucleotides. It is a transcript of the gene ncapd2, whose product is annotated as non-SMC condensin I complex subunit D2. The transcript is spliced from 32 exons. Gene Ontology annotation, biological process: chromosome condensation; mitotic cell cycle; mitotic chromosome condensation. Gene Ontology annotation, cellular component: nucleus; chromosome; cytoplasm. The record is from RefSeq and is a predicted model, not a curated record. The coding region runs from base 177 to 4283 and encodes 1368 amino acids. Lineage: Eukaryota; Metazoa; Chordata; Amphibia; Anura; Pipidae.
UUUCCUUGACGUUCCCUCGAGGUCUGCUGCGAUUGGUGGAAUUUUGGCGGGAGGAGCGAGUUUGAAGUAAAGCGCUCACUUUCUGCGUCUGCGUUUGUUUGCUCGGUGGGCCGCUGGCGUUCGCUCUGCCGAGAGGCUAAGGGGGUUCUGUGUGGGGAGUUUGUAAGGCUCUCACCAUGACGUUUCACUUUCACAUCCCUCUGGCCUUCAGGGAUCUCCUUAAGAGCGGGGGCAUUGGGCAGUAUGUGGUACAAGAAGUCCUGCCAGUGCGGCAGCUGGAUGCUCAGUUUGACGCCUUCCAGUCCUCCUUCCGCACAGAAGGUCCCCUUUGCAUCCUACAGCACUUUGAUACUCUGUAUAGCAUACUGCACCAUUUCCGGUCGCUGGACACUGCAAUUAAAGAGCGUGUUCUUGAGCUGAUGGUCAAAGUGGCAUCGCGGCAUGCAAGUGAACUUCCUGCGAUACUGGAGGAUCUUAAUCUGUCAGCACCUCAGCGCGCUGCCCAUCUUAAUGCACUAAAGAUGAACUGCUUCAUCCUCACACAGCUAGUGGAAGCCUUUGAGGCAGAAACAUACAAGGCCUCGCUGGGAAAUGUAGAGCCAAGUGGCAAGGGGAAGAAGGCUAAAUCCAAAUCAGAAGGCUUCUCUUGGGAGGCUGAACGAGAGAGCAUUUUGCAAGCACUCACACACCUUUUGCAGCUUGAGAUUCGACGUCUCUGGAGCAUGUCUGUCGUGGAGGAAGAGUUUGUCAGCAUGGUGACUGGUUGUUGCUAUAAGAUGAUGGAGAAUCCAAACAUAGUAGCGGCAAAGAACAAGAGUACGCGGGAAGCCUUGGGUCAUCUCCUUGGUGUUACUGUGAAACGAUAUAACCACAUGCUAAGUGCCAGCGUGAAAGUAAUCCAGCUUUUGCAGCAUUUUGAACACCUGCCUUCAGUUCUGGUUCAUGCUGUCAGUCUGUGGGCCACAGAGUACGGCAUGAAACCUGUCAUUGGUGAGAUCAUGAGGGAAAUUGGGCAGAAAUGCUCACAGGAUCUCUCCCGAGAAUCUUCUGGCUUCAAGGCCUUCGCUACCUUUUUAACAGAGUUGGCUGAACGAAUCCCAGCAAUCAUGAUGCCCAGUAUCAGUGUCCUGCUGGAUUACUUGGAUGGGGAGAACUACAUGAUGAGGAAUGCAGUGCUAACCGUAAUGGGAGAGAUGGUGUUACGGGUACUGAGUGGGGAUCAGUUGGAGGAAGCAGAAAAGAGCACGCGAGAUCAGUUUCUGGAUACCCUGCAGGAACAUAUACACGACGUGAACACUUAUGUGCGCUGCUGCGUCCUUCAGAUUUACAACCGCGUUGUGCAGGAAAAGGCUCUUCCACUGACUCGCUUCCAGUCUGUAGUCACCCUGGUUGUUGGGCGUUUGUUUGACAAGUCUGUAAACGUUUGCAAGAAUGCCAUCCAGCUCCUGGCAUCUUUCCUGGCAAACAAUCCUUUUACAUGCAAGCUGAGCAGCAUUGACCUGAAGGAACCCCUAGAGAAAGAAACCAAGAAACUGAAAGAGAUGAGGGAAAAAUACCAAGGUCCUAAACCAGCUGUGGUCAUUUCCCCAGAAGAAGAAUGGGAAGCCAUGUUGCCUGAGGUGCAGGAAGCUUUUAACGUUGUGCAGCAGGAAAGUAAAGAAGAGGCUGAUGAUGAUGCCCAAGAUGAGGUGGAAUCUUCUCAACAGCUGCGUGAGCAAAUCCUGCUCUUGCUUCGUAAAACAAGCUACAAAAAUGCCAUCCGUCUGGCACAGGAAGGAAUAGAGCGCUUCCAAGAGGAUCCUCUCUUCUCUGAAGGGGAGUCAGAGGAGGAAUCUGUGCUUGCCAUUUUGGAAAAGAUAUUCACAGGAAAGGAGGCAGGCUCUGAACAACCAGCAACCACAGAUCAAGAUGAUGCUCCUGUCAAACCUACCUCUGAUGAAGAGCAGCCCUCAGCGGAAGUGCAACAGUCCGACCUGGGCAAGCAAGAGAUGUUGGUUCAGUACCUGUCGGAUGCCCACCAUUUUGCUGUGAAAAUAGAAGAAGCGAUUGAUGUCAUUAGUAAAAUGAUGUAUGAAACUGCUGUGUCAGUGGUGCAGGAAGUCAUUGAGUUCUUUGUGACCGUGUCCCAGUUUGGAGUCUCCCAAGCUCUGCUUGGCGUACGUCGCAUGCUACCCCUGGUCUGGUCCAAAGAGCCAGGAGUUCGCGAGGCUGUACUUAGUGCCUAUCGACGAUUGUACCUCACCUCGAAUGGGGAGUCGGAGAGGGUUAAAGCUCAGGCCUUGGUUCGGAAUCUCUCUCUGCUCAUGGUAGAUUCCUCCGCAGGAAUAUUGCAGUGCCUGGAGGAAAUUGUCUCAGAAUUUAUACAGAAAGGAGAUAUACACCCUACUGUAAUACAGUUACUUUGGGAAAAGUUUACCCAGAAGUCUCCUUCCUCUGCCUUGGAGCGAAGGGCAGCAAUUAUGCUGCUGGGCAUGAUGACAAAGGGGCAACCAGAGAUUGUAAUGAGCAACCUGGACACUCUGGUGACUGUGGGACUUGGGGAACAAGUGCAGGAGGAUUAUCAGUUGGCUCAGGAAGUGUGUAACUGCAUUCUAAAGAUCACAGACAGCCAAAAGCCAUCUCUGGGCAAGAGCACCGAGCCUUUCCGGCUCCCAAAAGAUCACUCUCUAUUUGUGCAUCUGACAGAGGCUGUUGCCGGAGGAAUAGGCCUGUCAGGGCUGCACUGGCUUCCCUUCAAAGAGACAGCAGUGAGGUUGGUGUAUGAGCUUGGAGAGGAACCAGAGGAAAUCUGUUCAGAGAUUCUGCUGCGCUGCAGCCACAAAGUCCUGGAUGGGCACCAAACGCAGGAUGAAGCUCCCACCUUGCCUGCCUACCUCCUCACACACUUGUUGUCCCUGGCUGGAGAUGUGGCGUUACAACAAGUGGUCCAUUUGGAACGGGCAGUCAGCUCUGAGCUCAGACGGAGGAGAGUCUUAAAAGAGGAGCAAGAGGCUGAGAAAGUGGGCAAGCAAAGGAAGAGCAAGGCAAAUGAGAGCACAAUGGAGGAAGAGCUGGGGCUUGUUGGGGCUUCUGCAGAUGAUAUUGAAGCUGAACUGAUAAGGAAGAUUUGUGACACAGAGCUGCUUGGGGAACAGCAGUACCUGUCUGCCUUCCUGCCUCUGAUCCUGAGGAUCUGUAACAACCCUGGGAGAUACAAUGAUCCUGACCUCUGUACUGUAGCUACCCUCGCCCUUGCCAAAUUCAUGAUGAUCAGCUCCGAUUUUUGUGACACUCACUUGCGGCUGCUCUUUACUCUACUGGAGAAAUCGCCUCUUCCGAGCGUUCGAUCCAACAUCAUGAUUGCUCUGGGGGAUCUCAGUAUACGAUUCCCCAAUCUCAUAGAACCAUGGACCCCAAAUUUGUAUGCCAGACUGAGGGAUCCAUCCCGUGAAGUGCGGAAGACGGCUGGUCUGGUAAUGACCCAUCUCAUUCUCAAGGACAUGGUGAAGGUGAAAGGGCAAGUCAGUGAAAUGGCUGUGCUGCUCAUUGAGUCGGACCAAGAAAUCGCUGCACUGGCCAGAAAUUUCUUCAAUGAAUUGUCCAACAAGGGAAAUGCUGUGUAUAACCUUUUGCCAGACAUAAUAAGCCGACUCUCUGACCCAGACUGUGGCGUUGAGGAAGAAGCUUUCCAGACCAUUAUGAAGCAGCUCCUCUCUUACAUCACCAAGGACAAGCAAACGGAAAGCCUUGUUGAGAAAAUGUGCCACCGAUUCCGCACCGCCAGGACCGAGCGGCAAUGGCGGGACCUGGCGCACUGUCUGGCCCUCCUGCCUUUCUCAGAGAAGGGCCUGCGUAAGAUGCAAGAUUGCUUUGAUUGUUAUGGGGACAAACUGAGUGACGAUGCCGUGUACAACUCCUUCCUAAGCACCGUGGCAAAGAUGCGCAGAGGGGCCAAGCCGGAGCUUAAGGCUCUGAUUGAUGAGUUUGAACAGAAACUGAACAGGUGCCACAAUAAGGGCCUGGAGAACAUGGGCGUCCCUGAAGAGCCAAAUCCAGAAUGUGAUCAGCAGCCCCCAAAAUCCAAGCGGCCCCCCCUCACUUGUAUGAACAGUGUGAAAAAAGGAAAACCUGAAAAUGAAUUCCAGACUCCCAAACCCCAAGCAUCUCGGAAAAGUCGCCGAAAGGUGGCUGUGACUUUCUCAAGUGACGAGGAAUCCGAUCUGGAGGCUGAGCUGAGUGAAGCAGAGACGCCCAAGAAUCCAACGCCCAUCAGACGCACUUGUACCCGAACCCGCGCUAAAUGAUCAUGUGGGGAAACCACACCGAGCAACUUCUAUUUCUGUCUCUAAAGAGUUUGUGGAACUUUUUUUUAAAUGUUUGUGACCCACCUGGUGGCUGUUUUUAGCUUUUAUGUAAAUCACAAAGUUGUAUUUUUAUUGUCUAAGACUUUUUAACCUGUUUUGUAAUAUUAAACCCUUAAUAAUUUUAUAA